GCCGGGGCGGGGGUGGGCAGUGCUCAGGCGCCGCGCAGGGCCGCCCGCCGCCGGGCCGGUGUCAUUGCCGAAGGGGACGAUGUCUCACUGCAGCCGCGCCGCCGCCCGCCUGCUGGGCCGCUUCCUCCGCCUGCAACAGAAUGGCGUGCGACACUGCUCCUACACAGCAUCAAGGAAAAACCUGUAUGUUAACAAAAAUACAAAGGUUAUCUGUCAGGGUUUUACAGGCAAACAGGGCACCUUUCACAGCCAGCAGGCAUUGGACUAUGGCACCAAUCUAGUUGGAGGAAUUUCUCCAGGGAAAGGGGGGAAAACUCAUCUGGGUCUGCCUGUGUUUAACUCUGUCAAGGAGGCCAAAGAACAAACCGGUGCUUCUGCCACUGUUAUAUAUGUACCUCCUCCGUUUGCUGCUGCUGCGAUCAAUGAAGCAAUCGAUGCAGAAAUGCCCUUAGUUGUUUGCAUUACUGAAGGUAUUCCCCAGCAGGAUAUGGUUCGGGUUAAACACAGACUGCUUCGGCAGGGUAAGACUCGACUAGUGGGUCCCAACUGCCCUGGAGUCAUCAAUCCUGGAGAAUGUAAAAUUGGUAUCAUGCCUGGUCACAUUCACAAGAAGGGAAGAAUUGGUAUUGUGUCAAGAUCUGGAACCCUGACAUACGAAGCUGUUCAUCAGACAACGCAAGUUGGAUUGGGGCAGUCCUUUUGUGUUGGGAUUGGAGGUGAUCCCUUCAAUGGAACUAAUUUUAUUGACUGCCUUGAUGUCUUCCUGAAGGAUCCUCAUACUGAGGGGAUCAUAUUGAUUGGAGAAAUUGGAGGAAAUGCUGAAGAAGAUGCAGCAGCAUUUUUGAGAGAAAAUAACUCUGGUCCAAAUGCCAAGCCUGUAGUGUCAUUCAUAGCUGGUCUGACUGCUCCUCCAGGCAGACGGAUGGGUCAUGCUGGAGCAAUCAUUGCUGGAGGAAAGGGUGGAGCUAAAGAGAAGAUAGCAGCUCUUCAGAGUGCUGGUGUUGUUGUCAGCAUGUCUCCUGCUCAGCUAGGUAGCACCAUCUACAAGGAGUUUGAGAAAAGGAAAUUGCUGUAAGAGAAGACACUUUGGAAUACCGUCUCCAAGACAUCAGUGCAGCACCUGGCUUCCGCUUACCUUUUGUCUGCUAAUCUUCAGUUGCCCAAAGGACUGACACUGGUCUAUGAAUUUGACUUGGAAGCCAUAAACCUCCUGGCUAAACCUAUUUUGGUGUCUCCUUGGUUUCAGACAUUAUCACCUCGUUGUAAAUCCCAGCAAAUUAAUAAAUCUACUACUAAAUCUGAUUCAUCUGUUGAAUUCCUGAAGCAGAGCCAGUUCUUCCAUCAGCAUAAAUACUCUUUUGUAACCUAAGCACUGCCCGUUUUUAAGGUAAAGUCACCUCUAGCAAUGCUUUUAAGGAUCAAGGCACUGACUUUAUGCAAGUAUCACACUUGGCUUUAUUUUUACGAAAUCCAGUCUUACCUGUUUGUUGCUGGUAGGUAAUUGUGUUUGUUUGAACACUAGGCCAAAGUUUCCGUCCAUUAAACCAAAGCUGCUGGAUCUGAAGGGGUUGCUUGUUGAUCCAUGUAGCUGGAUAUGCCUGUAGUCCAGACUUUCAAGGCUGAUAAGCCAUGCACAGUGUAGUCCUCUACUGGCAAGGAAUUCUGUUUAUUGUGUGGAGAGAUGGAAUUUUUAUUCCCCAAAAUGAAUCUCAUUUCCCUUGCAAAUAUAUAUUUACAGUUGUCUGUAAUGAUGAAAAGGAUUUGGUCUUUAGAUUACAUUACUUACAGUUCCUCUUUAACUAGGAUUGCAUUGCUUGUGUGUUCUGAAAUCCUAAUAACAUUGGGACAUUAUGGAAGAGAAUUACUAUUCUCUGGAAGCAAAUGUGAUAAGGUAACUUUCUUGUUAACCACUCCCAGCACUGUAAUGGAAAGCCCUUUUUUUUACUGUGGAAAUAACCCAAGCACUGUGUCUAUAAAUGAGUGUUCCACGUUUUAUCAAGAUGGACUAAAGCUGGGAUUGCUUUCUUUAUAUAGAGGACUGAAAGUUCAUGUAACCUGGCACUUGUCUAAAGCUAACCUUGUGUUCCAUAAAGGUGCUGUUAUGAAAA
Melopsittacus undulatus (budgerigar) is the source of this 2108-nucleotide messenger RNA. RefSeq names its product succinate-CoA ligase GDP/ADP-forming subunit alpha (gene SUCLG1). The transcript is spliced from 9 exons. Gene Ontology annotation, molecular function: succinate-CoA ligase (ADP-forming) activity; succinate-CoA ligase (GDP-forming) activity. The coding region runs from base 80 to 1075 and encodes 331 amino acids. Gene Ontology annotation, cellular component: succinate-CoA ligase complex (ADP-forming); mitochondrion. The record is from RefSeq and is a predicted model, not a curated record. NCBI's taxonomy places the organism in Eukaryota, Metazoa, Chordata, Aves, Psittaciformes, Psittaculidae. Gene Ontology annotation, biological process: tricarboxylic acid cycle.